Molecule: messenger RNA, 3336 nt
Organism: Hemicordylus capensis (graceful crag lizard)
Lineage: Eukaryota; Metazoa; Chordata; Lepidosauria; Squamata; Cordylidae
Gene: EZH2
Product: enhancer of zeste 2 polycomb repressive complex 2 subunit
Exons: 21
Coding region: 731-3076 (781 amino acids)
Biological process (GO): chromatin remodeling
Molecular function (GO): protein binding; histone H3K27 methyltransferase activity
Source: RefSeq, a predicted model, not a curated record
CGCUUUAAAACUCAUCAGGCGGGCACCCGACCUGAGCACGCACCCGCACUAUUCGGACGGGACAAACUCCCCUUCCGCCAUUUAAAAUUAAGGGAGAGUUGUCACGCUUCUUUCACCCCACCAGGAAAGGAAACUUGAGAAGAGGGGGCGCUUAGGGGUGGCGAUAAAGGAAAGGAAAUUUAGAGAAAGCGAGAGCUAGAAAACUCCCUCCCGCCUCUAGCCAGCGCGAGAACAAAGAACUUCCCUCCGUCUCUCCCGCCCCGCACGUGGGGGGCGAAGCGGACUCCCCACCCCCUCGGUGCUUCUUGCACCGCCUCCCGCCGUUGCCGAUUGGCGAAACCCAAGCCCUGCGGGGCGGAGAGGGCUGCCUCCGAUCCAAUCCAGACGACGACAGGUUCUUUCCAACGAGAGCGGUGGCCAUUGGGCCGCCGGCGGGUUUGGCGCUCUGUUGUCCGGAGCUGUGAGGACGAAGAGAAGAGGGAGAAGGGUGCAGUGAACCUGGCGCGCGCGCACGGGCAGGGAAGAAAAGUGGGCGGAAGGCGGCCGGAGAAAGGGACGCGGCCGGACUCACCGGCGGUGGCGCUGCUGCUGCUGCUAGUAAGGGGAUCUUAAACAGCAUGGUGGACAAGAUGGAGCAGUCCCCCAGCAACACCAGUUGGAUAAGAAGCUGCCAGAGUAUGGUGCCUCCAGUUUCAUCCCAGAUAAGCAGUCCAGAAGGAUAUCAUGGUUGAUGCUACUGAAAAUUGCUGAGAGGUGUAAAAUAACAAACAGAAACACAUCCCCUCUGUUCUUUUUCCUGGAAGGGAUAAUCAUGGGUCAGACUGGUAAGAAAUCCGAGAAAGGACCAAUUUGUUGGAGGAAGCGUGUAAAAUCAGAAUAUAUGCGACUUAGGCAGCUCAAGAGGUUCAGACGGGCAGAUGAAGUAAAGAGUAUGUUUAAUUCUAAUCGUCAGAAGAUACAAGAAAGAACUGAAAUCUUAAAUCAAGAAUGGAAACAACGACGGAUACAACCUGUACACAUCAUGACUUCUGUGAGCUCAUUGCGUGGGACCAGGGAGUGUUCUGUCACCAGUGACUUAGACUUCCCAAAGCAAGCCAUCCCUCUCAAGACUCUGAAUGCUGUUGCCUCAGUACCCAUAAUGUACUCCUGGUCUCCCCUUCAGCAAAACUUUAUGGUAGAAGAUGAGACCGUUUUGCAUAAUAUUCCAUAUAUGGGGGAUGAAGUACUUGACCAGGAUGGAACAUUUAUUGAAGAGCUAAUAAAAAAUUAUGAUGGAAAGGUGCAUGGAGACAGGGAAUGUGGAUUUAUCAAUGAUGAAAUAUUUGUAGAGCUGGUCAAUGCUCUUGGUCAGUAUAGUGACGAUGAUGACGAUGACGAUGAUGAUGAUGAAGAUGAAGACGAUGAUGACAAUCUUGAUGGAAGAGAUGAAAAGCAGAAAAAUCGGGAGACCAACAGAAUAGACAAAGAGAGCCAUCCUCCUCGUAAGUUCCCUUCUGACAAGAUAUUUGAAGCUAUCUCCUCCAUGUUUCCAGAUAAGGGUACAGCAGAGGAAUUAAAAGAAAAAUACAAAGAACUCACAGAACAGCAGCUUCCAGGAGCUCUUCCUCCUGAAUGUACACCAAACAUAGAUGGGCCAAAUGCCAAAUCUGUUCAGAGGGAGCAAAGUCUGCACUCCUUUCAUACCCUCUUCUGUAGGCGAUGUUUCAAAUAUGAUUGCUUCUUACACCCAUUCCAUGCAACUCCUAAUACUUACAAACGGAAAAAUACAGAAACUGCAAUCGAUAAUAAACCUUGUGGGCCACACUGCUACCAACAUCUGGAAGGAGCCAAAGAGUUUGCAGCCGCAUUAACUGCUGAGCGAAUAAAAACACCACCCAAGCGCCCAGGGGGCCGCCGAAGGGGAAGGCUUCCAAAUAACACCAGCAGGCCUAGCACUCCAACUAUAAAUGUGCUGGAAUCAAAGGAUACAGACAGUGACAGAGAAGCUGGGACCGAAACUGGAGGUGAAAAUAAUGAUAAAGAAGAAGAGGAGAAGAAAGAUGAGACUUCAAGCUCCUCGGAAGCAAAUUCCAGGUGUCAAACGCCAAUCAAGAUGAAGCCAAAUAUCGAGCCUCCUGAGAAUGUUGAAUGGAGUGGUGCAGAAGCUUCAAUGUUCAGAGUCCUCAUUGGAACCUACUAUGAUAAUUUCUGUGCAAUUGCCAGGUUAAUUGGGACCAAAACAUGUAGACAGGUGUAUGAGUUUAGAGUAAAGGAAUCUAGUAUUAUUGCUCCUGCCCCAGCUGAAGAUGUUGAUACUCCUCCAAGAAAGAAGAAGAGGAAACACAGGUUGUGGGCUGCUCACUGCCGAAAAAUACAGCUGAAAAAGGAUGGGUCAUCCAAUCAUGUUUACAACUACCAGCCAUGUGAUCACCCACGUCAGCCUUGCGAUAGUUCAUGCCCCUGUGUCAUUGCUCAGAACUUUUGUGAGAAGUUUUGUCAGUGCAGUUCAGAAUGUCAAAACAGGUUUCCUGGAUGCCGCUGCAAAGCACAGUGCAAUACUAAGCAGUGUCCUUGCUACUUGGCUGUACGUGAAUGUGAUCCAGAUCUCUGCUUGACUUGUGGAGCAGCAGAUCACUGGGACAGCAAAAAUGUCUCUUGCAAGAACUGCAGCAUUCAGCGAGGAUCCAAAAAGCACUUGCUGCUGGCACCUUCAGAUGUGGCAGGCUGGGGGAUUUUCAUUAAGGAUCCAGUGCAGAAAAAUGAAUUCAUCUCUGAAUAUUGUGGUGAGAUUAUUUCUCAGGAUGAAGCAGACAGAAGAGGAAAAGUAUAUGACAAAUAUAUGUGCAGCUUUCUGUUCAAUUUGAAUAAUGAUUUUGUGGUUGAUGCAACACGGAAGGGCAACAAGAUAAGAUUUGCAAACCAUUCAGUCAAUCCAAACUGCUAUGCAAAAGUCAUGAUGGUUAAUGGAGAUCACAGAAUAGGUAUAUUUGCUAAGAGAGCCAUUCAAACUGGUGAAGAGCUGUUUUUUGACUAUAGAUACAGCCAGGCUGAUGCCCUUAAGUAUGUAGGCAUUGAAAGAGAAAUGGAAAUCCCUUGAUACCAGCUACCUCUUCUAUAAAACAGCUGCCUUAUCUUCAGGAGUUUCUAGUACUGUGGGCAAUUUUUUGAAGAUUAAAUUGAUGCAAUUUGGAAUGCAGAAUUUGCAAAGUACUGUAUCUGUAAUUUAUAGUGACAAUUUUUAAAAAUGAACUUUUUAUUGUCUUCUCACCAGCUGCAACAUGUUUUGUACCAUUGAACUUUUGCAAUAAUGCAGUGUGGUACAUUUUUCAACCUUGAAUAAAGGAUACUUGAACUUUA